AUGGCAAUAACAGAGAAAGGAAAAAAGAUCAAAGAGAUAAUCAAGAUAAGCAUUGGUGACAAAGCAGCUGAUAUCGAUGAUACUAUUGUCGACUAUAUAUGUGGAGUGUUUGAAGACGAGGCUGUCACCAAUGACCAUGAUGAGCUUAUUGAGAUAUUGACUCCAUUCCUGGAGGAUAUAGCACCAGAUGCCAAUGUUCUCUGCAAGACAUUGAUCCAUCAACUCACAUCGGCAGGUGUUGUCAAGGUUGGUGGCAAGACAUCGCUCACUCAGCUCACUCAGCCCGUAUCCUUGUCAAGAUUGGACGACCGUGUUGACGCCGCCGUCUCUUGGAUGAAGCCGGAGGAGAGCAUUUCGAUUGUAAACCGUGACCAGCUAGAGGCCAACGAGCGUCGUUACAACGCACGUAAAGAGGCGCGUCUGGCCCGUGAAGAGCGCAAGAAGAUGAGACAGAAUGCCGCUUUGGCCGCUCUCCAACAGCUCAAGGAUCAACAGACCCUUGUCAUGUCAACUCUGCGUGGAAACAAUCAGUCGCGCGAUAUUCACGUCGAGAACUUCUCCUUGAACUAUGGCAAGAUGGACUUGCUCAUCAACUCUGAUCUGCAUCUCAACUUUGGCAGGAAGUAUGGUCUGAUAGGAAGAAACGGAACAGGAAAGACUACACUGCUCAGACAUAUUGCCUCACGAGAGCUCGACAUCACCAACAACAUGUCCAUCUUGCACGUCGAGCAAGAGGUCAAUGGCACAGAUACCACCGUCCUCAACUGUGUGCUAGAGGCCGAUAUUGAGCGUGAACGUCUACUCAAGGAGGAGGCCCGUCUCAAUGCUCUACCAGAGAGCGAAAGAAAUACCCUCGCCACCAAGAUAGCCGACAUCUACGAGAAGUUGAACUUGAUCGAUGCCCAUACCGCCGAGUCACGUGCCGCUUCCAUUCUCGCUGGACUUGGAUUCACCGAUGAGAUGCAAUGCACGCCCACCAAGCAAUUCUCUGGAGGUUGGAGAAUGAGAAUCUCCUUGGCUCGUGCACUCUUUAUCCAACCGGAUGUGCUGAUGCUGGAUGAGCCCACCAACCAUUUGGAUCUCUUUGCCUGUCUCUGGCUCGAGUCCUACCUCAUCAGUUGGACCAGAACACUGGUGAUUGUAUCUCAUCACCGUGAGUUCCUCAAUUCUGUCUGCACGGACAUCAUCCAUCUCAACAACAAGAAGCUCGACUACUACAAGGGCAACUACUCAGUCUUUGAGGGUACCCGUCACGACCGUCUUAAAUCACAACAGCGCGCCUUUGAUGCCCAGCAACAACAGCRAAUCAAGCAAUUGGAGCGUAUGGACUUGAUAUCAGAGGUUCUCGAUGACCCAACAGUCUGUCUCCAGUUCCUAGAGGUCGACCCCAUCUCACCGCCAAUUCUUCAAUUCCAGGACGUCUCCUUUGGUUACGAACCCGAUAAGAUGCUCUUUAAGAACUUGAACCUUGGUAUCGAUAUGGACAGUCGUGUAGCUCUCGUCGGUGCCAAUGGUGUUGGAAAGACAACAUUGCUCAAAUUACUAUGUGGUGAACUCACAGAGUCCAGUGGACUUGUCGUCCGCAAUGGCAAGUUGAAGUUUGCACGAUUCUCUCAACACUUUGUCGACCAGUUGGACCUCUCCAAGUCUCCAUUGGACAACUUCCUCACGCUCUACCCAGGCACCAGUCCACAGACUGCACGAUCACAUAUUGGCAAGUUUGGUCUGAGCGGCGACUUGGCACUGCGAACUGUCAACACUUUGUCUGGAGGUCAAAAGUCCCGUGUCGUCCUUUCCCAAAUCGCCUACACCAAGCCUCACAUCCUGUUGCUCGAUGAGCCAAGCAAUCAUUUGGAUAUUGACACUGUCGAUGCCCUCUGUCAAGCAUUGAAUGAGUUCCAAGGUGGAAUACUCAUGGUGAGUCACGAUGAGCGUUUGAUUUCGCUGGUAUGUGAUGAGAUCUGGUACUUUGAUGGUGAGGACAACGAAGCCAAGGAGGUCAAGGUAUUCGAUGGAGAUUGGCAAGAUUAUAAGAAGCAAAUCUGGAACCUGUAG
Molecule: messenger RNA, 2055 nt
Organism: Acytostelium subglobosum LB1
Lineage: Eukaryota; Evosea; Eumycetozoa; Acytosteliales; Acytosteliaceae
Exons: 4
Coding region: 1-2055 (684 amino acids)
Molecular function (GO): ATP binding; ATP hydrolysis activity
Source: RefSeq, a predicted model, not a curated record